This is a messenger RNA of Lithohypha guttulata, 1194 nucleotides long. RefSeq names its product Sir2 histone deacetylase Hst2 (gene HST2). Gene Ontology annotation, molecular function: NAD+ binding; histone deacetylase activity, NAD-dependent. The transcript has a single exon. The coding region runs from base 1 to 1194 and encodes 397 amino acids. NCBI's taxonomy places the organism in Eukaryota, Fungi, Ascomycota, Eurotiomycetes, Chaetothyriales, Trichomeriaceae. Gene Ontology annotation, cellular component: nucleus. The record is from RefSeq and is a predicted model, not a curated record.
AUGGGAAACGAAGCAUCGACGCCGGUAUCCGAGGACGUGCCUCCUAUCACUUUGACAGCACGUACCGUUGAGGCUGUGGCAGAUUAUAUCAAGAAGAACAAUGUCAAGAGGAUCGUGGUAAUGACUGGCGCAGGCAUAUCUACCUCAGCAGGUAUUCCCGAUUUUCGUUCUCCUAAUACGGGUCUAUAUGCAAACCUCGCGAGACUGAAUCUUCCGUAUGCUGAAGCCGUGUUUGAUAUAUCAUACUUUCGAAACAACCCGCGACCGUUCUACGAGCUGGCCCAUGAACUUUAUCCUGGCAAGUACAGACCGACGGUAACACAUUCCUUCAUCAGCCUGUUGAACAAGAAAGGAAUGCUGCUAAAAGCAUUCACGCAGAACAUCGACUGCCUCGAACGAGAAGCAGGUGUUCCGGGGGAUAAGUUGGUUGAGGCUCAUGGUUCUUUUGCAACACAGAGAUGCAUUGAUUGUGGCACUGAGUUUCCUGAUGAUCGAAUGAAAGACACUGUUGCUAUAAAGGAGAUCCCAUAUUGUGAAAGAACAAGAUGCGAAGGUUUGGUCAAACCAGACAUAGUCUUUUUUGGCGAAGCCCUACCCGAGUCCUUCCAUCGCAGUCGAAGUCUCCCUGCCUCAGCUGACCUUGCGAUCGUGAUGGGUACUAGCUUGACCGUCCAGCCUUUCGCUAGUCUACCAUCCUUUGUAAGAGAAGAAACUCCUCGUAUAUUGAUUAACUUGGAAAGGGUAGGGGGUCUAGGAUCCAGAGCAGAUGAUGUACUGCUCCUUGAAGAUUGCGACAGUGGUGUAAGGAAGUUAGCUGACGCUUUAGGGUGGCGCGACGAAUUGGAAGAACUUUGGGAAACAACGAACCCGAGCAGAUCUGAAAGAAAGAAACAAGAAGCCAAGCCCAAGGAUAAGCAAGCAGAUCUGGACGCCAGGAUUGAAGAGCUUACACGGGGCGUGGAUAAAACACUCAAGUUGUCGGAAGAUCAUCAGAGACAGUUUGAAAAAGACUUCGCAAAGCGGCCUGAUACUGGAAAGCUCGAUGUUCCUGCUGGACUUGCUAAGUCGGUCACCGCAGCUGAACACAAGAAGCAAAGUGAGGGUGAGGUCAAUGAUCGAAAAUCAAACGGAUCAGAUCUGAGCCAUAUAUAUCCUCAUCUUGAUUCCAAAUCGGUCGAUAAGCCCUCGCUUUGA